Medioppia subpectinata is the source of this 3740-nucleotide messenger RNA. The record is from the annotation of a GenBank genome assembly. Lineage: Eukaryota; Metazoa; Arthropoda; Arachnida; Sarcoptiformes; Oppiidae.
CGUGUGGUUAGAGGUGUGGCGAAGCAGUGAUCGUAUGUUUGCGUCAUUUUUUAAAAAAGCAAACCAUUUGAAAGUGUGAACCGUUUGGCCAACACUUCCAUCACUUCCAACACAUAGACAACACAUUGCCAUCACUUGUGGUGAAAAUGUCGACUCAUUUGGAGGACACGGCGGCCGACGAUGAGCUGCAAUACCUGUCGCCGAGUCGUGUGGCCACACAUUUCGGGGGCGAAGACCUGUGCUCUCGGGCUGUGUUGAGUCGACGCGUGGGAUCCGAUGGUCGCAACACGACCUGCGCUAACACUAGUGUCUCUUUGACUGAUUAUAACGACAGAUAUAUCGAAGCGAUGAUCAAUAGAGACCACAAAAGAGGCCAACACUUGACUCAAGACAUGACCGACUAUGAGGUCGAGUCUAUGAUCAACGCUAUCUUUGAAUCCAAACUUGAAAUGCAAUCAAACUAUUCAUCCGAUAACGAGUUGGACGAAGACAUAGCCGUCGGUAUGACUGAAGAGGAUGUGUCCAAAGACUGGAUCCCUAAUGUGUUUUUACCCCCAAAACGAGAUGUGGAUGUAUUGGAAGCGGAUUACAGAUUAGAUUUCAAUGAAUCGUUGGACACGUGUUUGGAUUACAGUGCGUUCAAAGCGCCCAAAGCUUACGACUCGUACCAAAAGGCUUUCGGUUUCGAUAAGUGGUUCUUAAGUCGACUCAAAAGAGUUGACUGCAAAGAUGUGAGCCUUGAGUUGCAUUUGUGGCCAUCCAUUCUCAAGGGUUACAGCAUUUCAUGCAUUUCUGGUGCGAAGAGUGGCAAAACCAACUCAUAUCUAAUCCCAUUGAUGUAUCGCUUCGAUAAUCCUGACGAUUGCGAUAGCAGUGAAAAGCCAAAUAUAGGUGCGAUUAUCAUCUGUAGCUCCACUCGACAGACCUAUGAAAUCGCACGACAGGCCCGACAGUGGAGAGAUCCAGAGGCCAAACAAACGGUCAUUGGCUUUUCCGACACUCAAUAUCUGAUUAUAGAUGAGGCGGACAUUUGCCUUAACGUUCACAUUAAGACUAUUCGCGAGAUUUAUAUCGCUUUUGGGAAAGCAAAACGAGAAGAAUGUGAAGGUCUAAAGGACAAGAAUUGGAUGGCUUUCCAAACGAUGGUGUUUUGUGAGAAAUGGACAAAAGGUGUUGAAUGGUUCGCCAAAGAGAUACAACACAUGCCUCUCGUCUCGUUUGGAUCUUAUUAUGAACUGUCGAUCGCUUUCAAAAUUGAAUGUCAUUUACAAGUGAUAACUGAAGAGCAAAGAGAGAACACAGUUCUCGCAAUCCUUGAGAGAUGUAAACAAACCAAGACUCGAAUUGCAAUCGUUUGCACAAAAGUCCAGGAAAUUCAAUAUUUGCAGAAAUGCCUGAAUGCCAAACACAAGUGUAUUGUUGUUACCCAUCAAACAAAUCAUUACGAUUUGGAGCGACUGAGCGCUCAAUGGGUCAGAAAUACAGUCCUAUUAAUCAAUGACUCGGCCAUCAAACAAGUCUCGGGUUUUAAAAGAUGUCAGACUAUUAUUCAUUAUAAACUUCCUUAUGAUUUCAAUGAGACGUUUGGCAAUCGAUUCCGACUAAUGAGAAGUUGGCUCAAGAGAUAUAAGACUGUAUUUAAUACACAAAACACACACCAAUUGAAUCAUUAUAUUAUAGCCACUCAUGAAGAUCGGCAGCAAAUGCCACAAUUGAUGGCUUAUUUAAAACGGCUUAAAAUGAAGAUUCCCAAUGAAUUGGCCAAAAUCUAUGGAUUAGAGCGCAGAUCUCUAUGCCCUCUGUAUUGCUCGUUAGCCAAGUGUCCAUUCGAGUCGUUUGAUUGUCCGCUAAUGCAUUCAUUCGGUCGUUGCGAUCGACCCGUCGAGACCCUCCCGAAGAGCGGCCAAAUCAAAAUUGGGAUAACGUUUGUGUUGAACGCAAACCACUUUUACUUCAGAAUUAAUGAAUUUCGUGGCGAAAGCCAAACCUCUGGCAAAUGGCAAUCGAUUGGUCUGACAUACGAUGACAUCAAAGAAGAGCUCAAUGCUCUGAAAGAUAUGCCAUUCAAUACGGUUCCCGAUGUUGUCGACGGAGAGGUUUAUGGGAUCGCAAUUCGUGGACAAGUAUUUCGGGUUCGUUUGACCCAAAUCUUAGGCAACGAAGAAAUCAAUUUCUAUGAGGAUUACGAUCCGAAAAACACGGCUCAAAAAGUUGAAUUAUUUUGCAUCGAUUUCGGACAUAAAGUGCGCUCUAAUUCGCGACAGUUGUUUGAAUUGCCGGCACAUCUCAAGAGUUAUUCUCCGUUCGCAUUCAGAGGCUAUUUGUUUGGUAUUAAACCGAUUGACAACGAGAUUGAAUGGGAUUUCAGAGCCACACAGAAAGUGUAUGAAUUGGUGGACAACUAUCGCAUCAGUGAAAUCACUGCUUGGAUUCUCAAACAAAUUGAUGGCGUCUUUUGGAUUAAUCGACUCAAUGUCCAAAAGAAAUUGAAAAAUGCAAAACUCAAUAUUGAAACCAAUAUAACUGAAUAUCUUAUUAAACACAAAUAUGUCGAACAAAACGACAGCAAACUCUCGAAUGUCAACUCAGAUUAUAACAGAAUUGUUAACAUUUGGUUAAACGAUCGCUUGAAUACAUCGGCUUAUAAUUCUUGUUUAGUUGACGAGAGCUCUUACGUUGUGGUCAGCGAUUGGGUGACAAUCAAUGAGUUUUAUGUCAUUCACGAGAAUCGGAUUAAAAGAUUGCAAGAAUUUGAAGACAAAUGGACCGCGAGUUUAGAAUCACUGAAUUUGUUGCCAGAAGUAACGGCUCAACAAAUCUGUUUUUACAAAUACUUUGAUUCCGUUUACAACGAAACUUCGCUAAAUAGGGCGAAAGUGGUGGCCAUUAAAGACCAUUUGGUGGACCUCUUUCUUGUAGAUCACGGCCAGACUGUGACCAAUGUAUUGAAGGACUCGUUGUACACCAUUCAAGACUCGCAUCUCAAAGAGCUUCCAUUCCAAGCGAUUAAAGUAUCACUUUUUGGUGUCCAAGAAGUGAAACCAAUCACUUAUGAUAUCAUCUCGAUUAAAGUAUCACUUUUUGGUGUCCAAGAAGUGAAACCAAUCACUUAUGAUAUCAUCUGUGAUCUCACGCGCAAUAAAGAAGAUAAAUAUUUGUUGUCAAUCGCUCAGAAAGUGGAUCCAAACCUCAGCUCUAAUGUUAUUCGACUGUUUGUGUCCAACAAUGAAACCGAAACACAAUUUGUUUCUUUAAGCAAAUUAUUGGUUGAUUUGGGUUUAUGUCGAUAUAUUGAUGGCGAAGAAAGCAAUGAAUUGCAACUAACGAUUCAGAUAUCACUCGAAACCGAUGAGGAAUGCGGUGACUAUUUACAGAGCAUUGAAGACAAAUUAGUCGACAAUUUUGUUAAACAAUAUUGUCUGAAGACAUUAAGUCUCGAUGAGAACGAAGAUAUUGAUUACGGAACUGAUGGCAAGUCAAGCAAUGGGACCAAAGAGUCGCGAAUUACUCGAAAGUUACGUCAAUUGAGAGAUAUUCGGAAGAAUAGAAUCGAUGAUAUAUCGGACGAUUCAGAUGAAGACGACUGUCCUCUCAAUGGCGUGAAUGCAAUCGACUUAUUAGACUAUAAGCCCAUUGCGACGAAUGGAAACAUUGCUUAUUACGAUCCGGAGGACGAUUUGGAUAGAGACUCGCCUCUUAGCGAUGAGGACGACAUCAUCGAUGAACAAGAAUUGUCUUAA